GCAGGCAGUCUACUUCGAACAAAUUUAGACUCUUUUUUAAAUAUACUUUUUGAUAUAUUCCUGCACACAGUGUUUUCUUUCUUUUUUGGCAAAUAACUAUUUCUUAUAUGUUUGUUCUGAAUAUAGUCAUUAUCUAUUUAAAGUUUGAUUCUGGCCUCUUUUAUUUCUCACAGCAGGUUCAUGUUGUUGCUUAGGCAUGCCCAUGGAAUUUAUAGUCCAGCUGAAUGAAUAUGUAUCGACUAUUCAAACCAAAUGCAAUUUUUUAAAAUGACUUUAAUUACUCUUCAAUGACUCUGAGCAUACUUAAAGGCCGACAGACUAAAGAAUGUUCUCAGUUUGUUGGUGCACAGAGCAGAGGAGCUCCACAAUGCCGUUUUCAAGCUUAUUCUGCCAUCUGCUGCUAAAAAACGGCACUGGCUCACUGAGGAUCAUGGAAGUGAGAGGAAACCAAACAGAAGAGAUGUUAUAAAGUGUUUUUGGUCGUGUUAUUGUGACCUUUCAGAAUAUUUCGAGUACUGUAUUCUACUCUGAUAUUGUGAUAGACUUCAUAAUGGACAGUGCAGAAUCAAUUUUGAGCAGAAUUGAAGAAAAUUGCUUUGAAAUUAAUCUGUUUUCAUAAAACUUAACUUAAAAACUUCAUCUUAACUUUCGAUGUGAAUCUUAACUAAACUCUAAAGUCUAAUUUUUUCUUAGGUGUACUUUCACGGGGAAUAAAAUCAUGGAAAAAAGGAAAAAAAUAGCAUUGUCUUUCCCUGGUCUUACCAGCAGAUGGCUCCCUUUCACAUCUGUUAAUACCCAUCCCCCGUCUACCAGCUGAUCCGCUAUAAGCCAAUGAUCGCGCUGGAUUAGUGUAGCCAUGGAUACGGGCGAGGCUUUCAGUAGCGGUAGGCUAAGUUAAGGGUCUGCGCUUCUGGAAAAACAUGCCUCAUUCUUUGAGCCAGGUAGUUUUGGAGUAUCGUCCAGUCCGUAUGUUACAUUUCAGUACACGACUUUCUACCAAGAGGACGUAGCUAAAUAUAUUUAGCCGCUGGUGCUGGUUUGUUGAGCUCUGAAACGAGCCGGGAGAGGAGGAGAAAGCCCGGCUUUAAACAGUAAACAGGCCGUCGUUUGCUAGCCAGAAGGAAAGUCAUGGGAAAAGAAUAAUUACUGUCCAAAAGAGUUUAUUCUCUUAUAAAAUCUUCUAGUUUUCUCAACAUCCGAAUGGCCUCUAACCCCUAUGACGAGGUUCAACUCAGCAAGAAACACGAGGAGAUUUUGGGGAGGAGAGCUCUUUUACUGCAACAGAUGGAGAUUUGCUAUGAACAGCAGAAAGCCAAGAAAAAGCAGCAGGGCAUGAUGUCUGAAGCGGCACAUGAAAGGAACAUGAAAUUAUUGGAGGAUUUCCAGAAAGUAGAAAACUGUCUUCGAACACGACCGCUCCUGCAUCCUGAUGUCCUUAACCUUCAGACUCGUUACUGGGCCUCUGUGGAACGGGACCUUCCGGAAUGGGAAAGCUACUUGCUGGGGAAGGGUCCAGCACCCAUGACUGAAGCGGGGCAAUUGCGAGGACCCCAGGGACAGAAAGGUACUCGGCAAGACUCCUCGCCUGCACGGAACAAGGGCAAGCCCCCUCGGCCCAAACCCAGAGCUCAUGUCUUGGCCAGUUGACUGCAUUCAGGAUGAGUGGAAAAUAAAGAAAUUUGUAUUUUUCUCCAAGCUAUUCCUUUAAGGUUUAUCGAUGCACCUAUGCCAUUUGUAGUAGUUUCCUGAUGCAAAGCAAUAAUACAUAUACAUACUUUUUUAUUAUUCAUAGAACUUGUUUAUUAUUCAUUUUUUCAUAUAAUUUAGUUUCAAUUGUGACUUUAGAGAUACUUUAAAUAGUGAACUACUUGCUGGUGAGUUUAUUAAACUCUGUGUCUGUUGCUCAUGCCUUAUGUAGCGUGCUCUUAUUCUAAAACAUGGUGGGGAGCUCCAGCUCUCUUGCACAGUUUGGUGAUUCUCCUGUUCUGACACACCGGAUUAAACUCAUCAGUUAUUACUGGCUUCAUUUGGUGUGCAAGAACAAGGAAAUCACCAAACUGUGCUGGACUCCGGCCUUCAGUUCCCCACCUCUGCUCUGAAAUCUCGAGGACUGUUUUGGCAGUUCUGUGAAAUGUCAGGAAGCAUGUAUUUCCUGUUAAUUGCCAACUCU
Colossoma macropomum (tambaqui) is the source of this 2170-nucleotide messenger RNA. It is a transcript of the gene cep15, whose product is annotated as chromosome unknown C3orf14 homolog. The record is from RefSeq and is a predicted model, not a curated record. The transcript has 5 exons. Lineage: Eukaryota; Metazoa; Chordata; Actinopteri; Characiformes; Serrasalmidae. The coding region runs from base 1201 to 1647 and encodes 148 amino acids.